Messenger RNA from Populus nigra (black poplar), 1921 nucleotides. Its product is annotated as 3-phosphoshikimate 1-carboxyvinyltransferase 2-like. The record is from RefSeq and is a predicted model, not a curated record. Gene Ontology annotation, biological process: chorismate biosynthetic process; aromatic amino acid biosynthetic process. The transcript is spliced from 8 exons. Gene Ontology annotation, molecular function: 3-phosphoshikimate 1-carboxyvinyltransferase activity. NCBI's taxonomy places the organism in Eukaryota, Viridiplantae, Streptophyta, Magnoliopsida, Malpighiales, Salicaceae. Bases 157 to 1713 code for a protein of 518 amino acids.
CAGCAACAACAACAAGGACAACGAACACCCAAGCCCACCAAAAACCCCUUUAACCAAACCAAACCAAACCUCUUGAAAAAACCAGAAACUGAACACAACUGUGUCGUCCUGUAGUGUAAGAGAAGAGAAAGAUAGGAGAGAAACAGAGUGAAAGCCAUGGCUCAAGUGAGCAAAAUCAGCAAUGGAGCACAAAACACCUACACAACAAUCCAUCUUUUAAAACCCCAGAUACCCAAAUCUUUGUCUUCAAUUUCAUUUAGAUCACAGCUCAUUAAAGGGUCUUCUUUUGGUUUGAAGCAAUGUAAAAAAAUGGGUAGUUGCAAGCUAAAGGUUGAACCUUUGAAGGUUUUAGCUUCAGUUGCUACAGCAGAGAAGCCAUCAACUGUACCUGAGAUCGUUUUGCAACCCAUCAAAGAUAUUUCUGGUACUGUUACUUUACCGGGUUCCAAGUCUCUGUCAAAUCGGAUACUCCUUCUUGCUGCUCUCUCUGAGGGUACGACUGUUGUUGACAAUUUGUUGAAUAGUGAUGAUGUUCAUUACAUGCUUGGCGCGCUAAGAACACUUGGCCUCCAUGUGGAAGAGAAUAAGAAACUCAAACAAGCAAUUGUAGAAGGAUGUGGUGGCCAGUUUCCUGUGGGAAAAGAAGCAAAUGUUGAUGUUGAACUUUUCCUUGGAAAUGCUGGAACAGCAAUGCGUCCAUUGACAGCUGCUGUAACUGCUGCAGGUGGAAAUUCAAGCUACAUACUUGAUGGGGUGCCCCGAAUGAGGGAGAGACCAAUUGGUGAUUUGGUUAUUGGUCUUCAGCAGCUUGGUGCAGAUGUUUCUUGUUCUCCUACAAACUGCCCCCCUGUUCGCAUAAAUGCAAAUGGGGGCCUUCCAGGGGGAAAGGUUAAACUCUCUGGAUCUAUAAGUAGUCAAUACUUGACUGCUUUGCUCAUGGCAGCUCCUUUAGCUCUUGGAGAUGUGGAAAUUGAGAUCGUUGACAAAUUGAUUUCUGUUCCAUAUGUUGAGAUGACUCUGAAGUUGAUGGAGCGCUAUGGAGUCUUUGUAGAACACAGUGAUAACUGGGAUCGUUUCUUUGUUCAAGGAGGUCAAAAAUACAAGUCUCCUAAAAAUUCUUUUGUUGAGGGCGAUGCUUCAAGUGCCAGUUACUUCCUAGCUGGUGCAGCAAUCACUGGUGGGACCAUCACUGUCGAAGGUUGUGGGAUGGAUAGUUUGCAGGGAGAUGUAAAGUUUGCAGAGGUUCUUGAGAAAAUGGGAGCCAAAGUUACCUGGACAAAGAACAGUGUUACUGUCACUGGACCGCCACGAGAUUCUUCUGGUCAGAAACACUUGCGUGCUGUCGAUGUAAACAUGAACAAAAUGCCAGAUGUUGCUAUGACUCUGGCUGUUGUUGCGCUUUUCGCUGAUGGUCCUACUGCCAUAAGAGAUGUGGCAAGUUGGAGAGUGAAAGAAACAGAACGGAUGAUUGCUAUUUGCACAGAACUAAGGAAGUUGGGAGCAACAGUUGAAGAAGGACCAGAUUACUGUGUGAUCACUCCACCUGAGAAACUAAAUGUGACAGAGAUUGACACUUAUGAUGAUCACAGGAUGGCAAUGGCAUUCUCUCUUGCUGCUUGUGGAGAAGUCCAAGUCACCAUCAAGGACCCUGGUUGCACUCGAAAAACUUUCCCAGACUACUUUGAGGUUCUUGAGAGGUACACAAAGCAUUGAGUUGCACUCAAACCAUUCAUCCAUGUGUACAAGAGAGAGAGAGAGAGGUUAUCCAUUACCAUUAGCAACCAUGGGUAGUCCUGAAUCAACCCAAGUUUUUAAUGUAUCGUGUUGUAAUAUUUGAUUACUUAUGCAAGCAGGUUGAUGCUUUUAUUGUACUGGACUGGUCAUAUGUGAAAGGAAAAGCCGGACUUAGUUCAUUUAAUUA